CAAAUAACAAGUCCUUAUUUAUUUGAUUUAGAUUGAAGUCCUCCAAGACUACUGUCCGAAACUUUCCGCCACUGGACAUACGACAGUCAACUUCGCACAUUUGAUCGGAAUCAGUGCCUUAGGCACGUACUUCGUUAUGUCGAAGUUGAUGCACUCCGAUAAGCUGACUCCAUACUUUCUGGGACUUAUGUCAAACAUUAGCAAAGCAGAGUUUGCUGAGGACAAGGAUAAUCGAGGCCAGUCAAGUACUGAUCUUCGGAACGUUGUUUAUCAGUCACGGCCGUUUUGGCUGAAUUCGUUCUUGCAAUUCGUUUUCGUUAGUCCAUUAACUGCAGCCUCAGCGGAAAAGAGUAAAUUUUUCCGACGACCUCAGUGCGCGUUCGAACUACUGGGAGGUGUUUAUUUUUUCGCUGCCUUUACGAACAUUUCAGACGACACUUUUUCAGACGUAUGUUAUUCUGCCGACACUCUACUGCUGAACGAAGCGGAGUAUCCUGAGCUAUGCGAAAUGGUGAUGAACAUACUUGAUCGUGACGUUUUGACGCGUUUGGACGAUCACUGUACUGACGUGUUUACGGCUGGUACUAUUGUGAACUUCCGUUAUCAGAUUAUCAGCGAAAUUUUGACCCUGUCUCUGAUAUCUUUGUUGAAGGACUGCAUUCAGCAUAUAGCUAAUGUACACGGAUUGUCGAAUCUCGGUCGUAUCAUACCUGAAAACCUGCUCAAAAACUUGUCAGCCAAAUCUUCGAAUCGUCGCAACAGUGAUGAAGCGUCACAGAAUUUAUCCACCACAUCUACGUCGCAUUACAAGUUUGGCAGCCAUAAGGUGCUAAUCCUCAACUUGUCGUUGGCCAUCGAGCUUUAUGCGCUGAGCGUUGUCGACGAGCAAGACGCUGACAACGUUUGUAGUCAUAUUGUUGAUCGGAUAAACCAUGCACACAGUUACAGAGUUUUGUCGCAUCGAUGGAUGUUGGCUGUAGUCACGCUGGACGCACUUGGAAGUCUGGUCGAAAGGUUUCCGGUGAUCGCUGCCACGACUGUCAUUCCUUUUCUGACGAAUUUUCUCGUCUCUCCGUCACAGAUCUUUCUCAAGUUUCCAACUGUUCCUCUAAGAAAGCGGAGCGUCCGUAUGGAGUCUGAAACGUUUCCUGAAGGCAAAGAGUUGAUGGUCAGUGAGAUGUCCCGGAACUCCAUUGCAAACGACCGAAUACAGUCUAGGAGUGCCCUGAAGGCUGGGAUCACAUUGGAUUCAGAAUGUGUCAACGCUUGCUUGGCGACCAUCUCUACUCGACUGUACAUCGCACAGAACAACGAGCCGUAA
Molecule: messenger RNA, 1321 nt
Organism: Soboliphyme baturini
Lineage: Eukaryota; Metazoa; Nematoda; Enoplea; Dioctophymatida; Soboliphymatidae
Source: the annotation of a GenBank genome assembly